This is a messenger RNA of Trichomycterus rosablanca, 1764 nucleotides long. RefSeq names its product SET and MYND domain containing 1b (gene smyd1b). Gene Ontology annotation, cellular component: nucleus. The coding region runs from base 39 to 1499 and encodes 486 amino acids. NCBI's taxonomy places the organism in Eukaryota, Metazoa, Chordata, Actinopteri, Siluriformes, Trichomycteridae. The transcript is spliced from 10 exons. Gene Ontology annotation, molecular function: protein binding; histone H3K4 methyltransferase activity. The record is from RefSeq and is a predicted model, not a curated record.
AGCCAGCGUAGUUCUACACAGACUGCUCAGCCAAGAUCAUGGAAAACAUGGAAGUAUUUGACUCACCAGGAAAGGGACGUGGUUUAAGGGCAACAAAGGAAGCAUGGGCAGGGGAUGUAAUGUUUGCAGAACCUUGCUUUGCUGCUGUUGUUUUUGACAGUUAUGCGGCCCACGUGUGUCACAGCUGCUUCUCUCGACAACAAAAGCUUCAGCGCUGUGGCCAGUGUCGAUUUGCACAGUACUGCGACCGUACAUGUCAGCGAGCAGCCUGGGAAGAGCACAAACAGGAGUGUGCUGCCAUUAAAAGCUAUGGCAAAGUGCCCAAUGAAAAUAUCCGUCUUUCCGCCCGUAUUAUGUGGCAUCUCAAUAAGGAGGGAGGUGUGAUCUCAGACAUGCAGCUCACUACGCUGGAUGACCUGGAGGACCACAUCACAGACAUGCCCGAGGACGACCUGAAAGACCUUAAAGUGGAUCUUCACAACUUUUUGGACUUCUGGCCCAGAACCAGCAAACAGCACACAGUGGAGAGAAUCUCGCACAUCUUUGGAUUGAUUAACUGUAAUGGCUUCAUGAUGAGCGAUCAGAGAGGUCUGCAGGCGGUGGGAGUUGGUUUGUUCCCCAACCUUUGUCUGGUCAACCAUGACUGCUGGCCAAACUGUACAGUGAUCCUCAACAGUGGCAGUCAUUCGGCCGUCAAUACUUUGUACCAUACUCAAAAGAGAAUUGAGCUCCGUGCCCUGGGUAAGAUCAACGAGGGCGAGGAAUUGACGGUGUCAUACGUGGACUACUUGAAUGUUUCCGAGGAUCGCAAACACAUACUGAAGCAGCAGUACUAUUUCGACUGCACAUGUGAACACUGCACCAACAAAACCAAAGAUGAUCUAAAGCUGGCUGGUGCAGAAGUGGAUGGAGUUAAGGUGCCAGAGGAAAAGGUAAAGGAGAUAACAGAAUACAGUCGGGAGAUGCUGCAGAAAAUGGAAAAGGCUCGUAUAGACACUAACUACAAUGAGGUGGUAAAGAUCAGCCGAGACUGUCUGGGGAAGCAGGAAAACGUCCUGGCUGAUACCCACAUCUUCCAGCUGAAAAUGUGGAGCACGCUCAGUGAGGUCCUUUCCUACCUGCAGUUCUUUGAGGAGGCAGCCAUGUAUGCAUGGAAGAUGGUGGACGGAUACAUGAAACUGUACCAUCCUAACAAUGCUCAGCUAGGCAUGGCUGUAAUGAGGUCGGGUGUGACCCACUGGCAGGCAGGAGACAUAGAAGUGGCUCAUGGCAUGAUUUGCAAAGCGUAUGCCAUACUUAUGGUCACCCAUGGACCUAUUCAUCCCAUCACCAAGGAUCUAGAGGCUAUGCGCAUGCAGACAGAGAUGGAGCUGCGUAUGUUCAAGCAGAAUGAGUACGUUUACCACUCUAUGCGUGAGGCGGCAUUGCAGAACAAGCCCAUGCAGAUGAUGGGAGAACCAAUCCAGGAGGGCAUCAAGAACCUGUUCCGCAAGAAGUGACCUAACACAGCUUAAACCUUAUCACUUAUCCACACUAAAAUUCUUACAUGAUCUCCUUAUAUGGACGUCAUCACUGUGAAUACAGAGACCUAGGCCAGCUGUCAGUGCAACCGACACUAUUUUAAGCUACUUGAAAUGCUAUUCUUAUUUUGAUAACCUAAGAAAGGCAUAGUGUUGUUUUUAGGGCACACAAUAUACUUUGAUUUGAGUAUUUAAGCAUUUUGAAUUGUGUACUUUUGUAAAUAAAGAUUCAUUACAAAAUACA